Molecule: messenger RNA, 681 nt
Organism: Trypanosoma conorhini
Lineage: Eukaryota; Euglenozoa; Kinetoplastea; Trypanosomatida; Trypanosomatidae
Exons: 1
Coding region: 1-681 (226 amino acids)
Source: RefSeq, a predicted model, not a curated record
AUGGAGGUUCAGGUUGGCGAAAGGGUGGCGUUGCUCACAACGCACAAAACCUUCCGCGAUGACACUGAAGGCGGUCUGAGGGCGGUGGCGGAUUAUCCGCCAUUCUGUAAGUAUGUGGCAGCGUGCGCAGGUCAUGGCCCUGUGCCUUCUACAUUCGUUAUCCGCAAUAUUAGACGGGUGGCACAGCGCGUUGUGGGAUUGACUAUGGAUGUGGAGUGUGAUACACGCAGUGGGAAGGUUGUUCAGACUGUAGACCUCUGCGACUCCAGUCCUGCCAUUAUCCUCCCUGUUGCCGCCGUCAACGACACCCGAUACGCUAUACUUGUAAGGCAACGCCAGGUCUCUGUCGGCUGCAAUUUUAUCCUGGAGGCUUUCUGCGGCGCGGUAAACGAUACCGGGAACCUUACGGCACCAAAAGACGAGUUAUUUCAACAAUUAGGCGCUGAUCUUCAACAAGUGCGUGCGGUCAGCUCAAAAGGGUACACUGUAGGUAACGAAGGGACGGCGCCAUACAAGGUUUACUCACUCGCUGUGGAAAUGACACCUGAAACUCUUCAGACACUUCAGAAUGCCUCAAAGGUUGUGGAGAAUUCAUUGGUUGCGCUGCCAUUGGAUGAGGUAGUAUCCACGGUAAGUGACGCAAAGGCGUGCUUGGCGGCGUCACUGCUGUUGGUUUCAUGA